CAACUAAUGAAGGUGGGUUGGGGGUUGAAAUCUUGGUACAGUCGCAAGAAGGACUCCGCGAGAUUUUGCUUGGUUUGAUUCGGACGGACGUUCAAAGGAGAGAUCACUUUAUCUUGCCUAGCCUCAAGGCGAAACGUGUAUAUUACACAUUCAUAGCAGCUAUCAAAAGUUUCUAGGCUUCCCCAGGGGAAACGGCCUCUGAUACCGACAUGUUUUGAUCCUCUAGAGGACUCGUCCGUGUUAAACCAGGCAAGUUGUGAGUAUGAGCUCCUCUAACUCUGCCUUGCCAAACUGACCACUAAUUCCAGCAAGCCCUUUCCAGAUAAAAGUUUGUCACAAAUUGCUCAUUUCAAGGCUUCCUUCCAACCUGUGAUUUUUCCAUUUGUAGUGACUAUUGGCCUAGGCUUUGUUGUCUCCGAAUGGGCUACAUGGGGCCCACGCCAAUGACCUUUGGGCUGUUAUCAACAUAUAGGAGACUGCACAUAAUCAGUAUCGAGGCGGAAAGAUAUGACGAGGCUCUCUUGAUGAGAAAUCUCGUCAAGCAGUCCGCUAAAGAUAUGGAAGUUACAAAUCGAAAAGAAGCCACGAAGUGAACAAUUAUUAAGCCCCCUCAGGGGACGGCAAUAUCAACCUCCCACCUCCUACCCACAUGAUAUCUGCUCAAUAGCAUCACCACCUGCUCCCCGAGUUCUCUCGUCGUAUGCUGUAAACCUUUCCAAAGGCCUCCUCUCUCCCACACACCACCCACCCCCCUUAAGCCUCCCCAAACGU
Messenger RNA from Colletotrichum phormii, 771 nucleotides. RefSeq lists its product as uncharacterized. The transcript has a single exon. NCBI's taxonomy places the organism in Eukaryota, Fungi, Ascomycota, Sordariomycetes, Glomerellales, Glomerellaceae. Bases 420 to 593 code for a protein of 57 amino acids. The record is from RefSeq and is a predicted model, not a curated record.